Molecule: messenger RNA, 2364 nt
Organism: Solanum verrucosum
Lineage: Eukaryota; Viridiplantae; Streptophyta; Magnoliopsida; Solanales; Solanaceae
Product: probable histone acetyltransferase HAC-like 1
Exons: 1
Coding region: 1-2364 (787 amino acids)
Biological process (GO): positive regulation of transcription by RNA polymerase II
Cellular component (GO): transcription regulator complex; histone acetyltransferase complex
Molecular function (GO): transcription coactivator activity; histone acetyltransferase activity; zinc ion binding
Source: RefSeq, a predicted model, not a curated record
AUGAUUGGAAAUAUAAUCAAGAGUUUUAUGUGUAAAAGGAAUUUGGCACCGAUUCUCCAUGAUAAGGAACGUAAUGGCUUUAGAUCUUAUAUCAAUGAAGCUGAUUUGCCUCCAUCAAAGCGGAAGAGGUUGGAAAAUCUCCCUGUUUGCAGCAAGAAGAAUAAAACAGAGAUAAGUAACGAGAUCACUUCAUCUGCAAGAAACGAUUUAACUGAUCGAAAGAGGCUGGGUAUUUCAAUGACGGACUAUUUCUCUAUUGAGCAAUUGAAGGAUCAUAUACAUAAUCUCAGUCAUUAUAAUCAGGGAUCAACUGGAAAUACGAUAGUACGUUCUGUCUCUGAGAAUGUAAAUGUCUGUCAAUUAUGUGGCAUCGAUAAGCUUGUUUUUGUCCCAACACCUAUAUAUUGUUCAUCAUGUUGUAAGUGUAUCAAACGCAACUUGAUUUAUUAUUGGGCUGUGGAUGAAGCUGAUGGACGGCACUGCUUUUGUACGAAAUGUUUCAGGAAGUGUUGUGUCGAUGAUAAUGUCUCAUCCCAAGGACUAUCAAUUAGCAAAAAUAAGUUUCAAAAGGCUAAAAAUAAUGAUCGAAAUGAAGAACCGUGGGUACAAUGUGAUAAGUGUGAAUGCUGGCAACAUCAAAUAUGUGCUCUUUAUAAUGCUAAAAAAGAUUUAGAAGGACAAGCAGAGUAUAUAUGUCCGUUUUGUCGUUUAAAGGAAAUCGAAGCAGGAGAGCAUGUGUCUUUACCAGUUUCUAUCGGAGCUCAAGAUCUUCCAAGAACUAUGCUUAGUGAUCACAUUGAGCAGAGACUGUUCAGGCGCCUCGAGCUAGAAAGAAACGAGAGAGCAAAAUUGUCAGGACAUGAUGCUAACGAGGUACCUGGUGCAGCAGAUCUAAUUGUCAGAGUGGUAUUGUCUGUUAACAGAAAUUUGAGAGUAAAUCAACAAUUUUUGGAUAUUUUUCACAAUGAAGAUUAUCCUCCAGAGUUUCAGUACAAAUCAAAGGUGAUUCUAUUAUUCCAGAAAAUUGGAGGAGUAGAUGUUUGCCUCUUCGGAAUUUAUGUCCAAGAAUUUGGAUCAGAAUGUGCCCCUCCAAAUAGACGUUGCGUCUAUUUAUCAUAUCUCGAUUCUAUCAACUACUUUAAACCUGAUAUACAAACUGUAAAAGGGGAAGCUCUACGAACUUUUGUUUACCAUGAAAUACUGAUUGGAUACAUGGAUUACUGCAAGAAACGAGGUUUUACAACCUGCUAUUUAUGGGCUUGCCCCUCUAUAAAAGGCGAAGACUACAUCUUGUAUUGUCAUCCUAAAUCUCAGAAAACACCGAAACCAGAGAAGCUCCGGUUGUGGUAUAAGUCAAUGUUAAGGAAAGCAUCUGAAGAGGAUAUCGUGGUGAACUAUACUAAUUUAUAUGAUCACUUUUUUGCGCCGAGUAUAAGGAAUAGUGCUGCUCAUUUGCCAUAUUUCGACGGAGACUAUUGGUCAGGCGCUGCAGAAGAAAUAAUUAGGAACAUUGAGACAGAGAAUAGAGGUGAUAAAGUUAAAAAGCUAAUGACAAAGAGUACGUUAAAAGCAAUUGGACAUGACAAUGUUUAUGCAGAUGCAACUAAAGAUAUUCUAGUGAUGCAAAAGUUAGGGCAAACAAUCUUACCUGUGAAAGAAGAAUUCAUCAUUGUAAAUUUACAUGUUGUGUGCACAAACUGCCAACAAGCAAUACCAUCAGAAGGUCGAUGGUCUUGUAAGCAAUGCAAAAACUUUCAUAUUUGUGCGAAGUGUCUCACGUUGCAGAAAACACACACUUCUAGUAAUGGAGAAGAGCAUUUACGUUCUGAGGUUGUGAUGGACGAGGACGAUAUACCUGCUAGCACUGAGGACCAGGAUGCCAUUAUUGAAAAUGAUAUUUUCGAGAAUAGGCAUUCUUUUUUAAGCUUCUGUGAGAAAAAUCACUAUCAAUUUGAUUCACUUCGUCGCGCCAAGCAUUCCUCAAUGAUGAUAUUGGAUCAUCUCUACAAUAACAUUCGCCUGUCCAGAACUGACUCUGGCUUCGAAAAGGAGCAAUUCGAGGGUCAGGGACCAUUGAAGGUCAAAUUAAUGGGUGUUCUGGUGCAUGCAUCACAAUGCCGUGCAACCCUAAGUAAUCCCUGCUCGUUCUCAGGAUGCAUCAAAAUUAGGGAACUUUUUCAACAUGUAAGCCGGUGCAGUGUUAGAGUUACAGGGGGAUGCGCACUUUGUCGCAAAAUUUGGUCCUUACUGCAUUGGCAUUCACAGACAUGUCAAGAUACCAGUUGCCUAGUUCUCCGUUGCAAGGACAUUAAAAAGCAUGGCGUGGCUACACUUAGGUCAGGGUUUCCAAUUGGACACCCUUAG